Molecule: messenger RNA, 1011 nt
Organism: Coffea arabica (coffee)
Lineage: Eukaryota; Viridiplantae; Streptophyta; Magnoliopsida; Gentianales; Rubiaceae
Source: RefSeq, a predicted model, not a curated record
AUGGCAGAUUUGCUGGCACGAAUGGUGGACCAACAGGGUCAGGGUCAUGGGAAUAAUGCCGGAAACCCUGGAAAUAAUCCGGGCAAUCACGAAGGUGUGGACCGUGCCUUAGAGCGGUUCCAAAAUUUUGCACCCCCAAAAUUCAUAGGUGGACCUAACCCUGACUUAGCCGAGGGAUGGAAGGAUCGCAUGAUGGAUAUAUUCGCGGUGCUCGGGUAUCCAGAGGAACGACAGAUCCCCCGGACUUGGGUCAAUUUCACCCGUGAGUUUAACGAGAAAUAUUUGCCACCGAUUGUUCAAGAAAGGCGGGAAGAGUACUUUAUCCGCCCGCGUCAAGGGCCGUUAAGUGUGGCAGAGUAUGAGACACAAUUUACCAAACUCUCUCGUUUUGCUCCAGAGUUAGUACUAACAGACCGAAAGAGAAUUCGUCAGUUUGUCCAGGGAUUAAACGUGAAAAUACAAGAGGCAUUGGCGGCUGCCCAGUUGGAUACAUUCAGCCAGACCCUGGAAAAGGCACAGCGAAUAGAGACUGCAAGGAGUCAGGUGAAAGCUUUCCGUGACAAGAAAAGUACACCAUCUGACACCUAUACCUACACUGGCGGGCAAAGCUCGGGAAGCGAUCCACCUAGUAAGAGGAGUAAGGAAGCCGAUGGUACACGACCAGUGGGGACUCCGAAUCAAGGUAAAACAAGGGAAGAUCAAGCAGGAAAAGGGCUCCAAAGUGGUGUCUCACAUGGGGAAUCGAUGUUCGGAACCAGAAGAGUAUGUGAUGUCUGGGGGGCCACUAACCAUACGGAAGAUACCUGUUGGAAGAAAGAGAAAAAUCGGCGAUGUUUCCGAUGUGGUAGCAAUGAACACCUAGUUGCUCAGUGCCCUCAGAAGUCGAGGGAAGGAAAUAAAUCAAGGACGAAGGAAACUAUUUCUAAGCCGAUCAGGGACACAGAACGUAUGAAUUUUGAGAACGAAAUUCUUUUAAGAGGGGGAGGUUGUAAGUUCCCGAUUCGUCCUUAA